This is a messenger RNA of Alternaria triticimaculans, 3657 nucleotides long. RefSeq lists its product as uncharacterized. The coding region runs from base 1 to 3657 and encodes 1218 amino acids. The record is from RefSeq and is a predicted model, not a curated record. Gene Ontology annotation, biological process: regulation of transcription by RNA polymerase II. Gene Ontology annotation, cellular component: Set3 complex. Lineage: Eukaryota; Fungi; Ascomycota; Dothideomycetes; Pleosporales; Pleosporaceae. The transcript is spliced from 2 exons.
AUGGAACCACCUUCUAUUCCUCCUACUGUUGUUCCAUCUCAGGUCACUGAUGUACCAGGCUCAGACAAUGUAACUGCCAAGGUCCCGAUCUCGCCCCAAAUGGCUGCGCCCCCUAAAGCUCCCACGAUGGUACCAUCAGCUCCACUAACCGCUCCUACUGCGCCAUCAGGUGCUGCGAAGUCGCCUCCACAAGGCCCUGCUGCACGACCGCGUGCACCACCUACAGCUCCUCAAGCGGCACGAGUCAACGUAUCCCCAUCGUUCUCAAGGGCGACUCUUCCACAGUACACACCUCGAGAUGCAUCUCCCAGUGCGAAUCCUUCAGGGUUUGGUCCGCGUAAUGGUGGCGGAGGAGGCCCUGCGAUCAACACAUCCCCGCAAAGCUUACCAGCGAAUAUACCUACGGGCCCCAAAGCCGACCGCACUCCGAUGGCUCCUAGGCCACUUUCAUCCUAUCCGCAAUCGGACAGGCCUGGCUUUCCUCCCGCUAGAGGCCCAUUGAGCGGCGGUCCUAAGAGCAUGCAAUGGGUACGGCCUGGAUUCAAUUCGAGCCGACCGUCGGUGCCAACCAAGCGCGAAUUCCCGGCUGAGGAUCGUGAACGACCGUUCGGUACUGCCCCUAAAGCUCCUCGACUCGAGCAUAGCGUCUCUGCUGCACAGAUCCAGCGUAAUACACAAGCUAAAUCAGUAUCACCGUCAUUUUCACGCAUUCAAACCGAAAUCGAAAGACCGAGAGAACGUGCGGUAUCCGCAGAGCGUCCUGUGGUGCCCUCACCCAAACCUACUCCGAUCGAGACUAGGCGACACUCUGAUGUCGUCAUGGCAGAAGCGUCACCUCGAAUGGCCAAGCCACCCAUGUCGGCUGCGUCGUCUGCCCCGGAAGCUCUGCAAGACUCUGACGACGAUCUUGAUCUUGACGAGGACGACUUCGCUGAGUCUGAGGCGAAAUACAACCGAGAGCGAGCACGUCUAGAGGCCAAACGGGUCGAUCUGAGUGCUCCGCACUUGCGCGCUACAACUCCCUUGCAGGAGAUUGUUCUGCUGUCAUGCCUCAAUGUCGAGCAUCUUCCUCAAACACAGCCAGAUGUGGUGUCCGUCGAAGAGACAAGCACACCCUUUCCCCAGGAGCAGGAAGAGUCACAUCUUUCACCUGUGCAAGCACGUCAUGUGGAACCAACCACUAAUCAACCUGCUCCAGAGAGUAUCACGGCAGAUCUACCGACACCUAAGGCGGAAGAGUCCGAGGAUGUCGAGAUGGAAGACAAAGAGGAGACUGAAGAGAGGUCGGCUGCACCCGCAACGAUGGCGCUUCGCCUACGACGUGAGACCUCUGCAGAGCGGGAAACCUUACCCGACCUCAGUUCGUUGCCCUAUCUAGGCUCAGGCCCGCCAACGCCUCUAUCGGACAUUGGGCAAGACCGACCAAACCUAUCUGACGAUAUCAUGAACGCCAUUCGAAGCAAAUUACGCAAGAGCAUCGAGCCUGAGCUUAACACUGAUCAGAUUCUCGAACGAUACGCAGCUGCAUAUAGAGCGUGGCGUGUGUCCAUCCGUCCCUUGGACGAAGAGCGUGACCAAGACGAUCAGGAUAGACAGCCGUCAGCCGAGCCAACACUGAAGGCUGUCACUCCCGAUGUACAAAAUGCUGCGAUGACAGGGAUUCUGGAUGGGUCGCUCGCUCCUACAGGCCGGAGGAGCCACGCGAGUCGAUGGGCUACUGAGCUUGAUCUGGAAGCUGUCAUCAAAGAGUCUUUGAAGACUGCCGAAGAGGAAAAGUUAGGGAAGAAAGACAAAGAGCCACGCAAAGCCAUGGCUGACCCGGAGAAGGAGGCCGAUCUACCAUUGGAACUUACCGAGGCAGAGGCUCAGCGCAGAAGAUUCAUCGACACUAACUUCCAACGCGAACCCGGUCAAGGGAUUUUCGUGUUUCACUAUGAGCCGCCAGAGGAUGACUUCACCCCCGAGGAACACAGGGUCAUGGUACAUAACUACAAGGAUCAAUACGCAAAGAAGUGGGGUAAGCUGGCCGAAGUUCUUUACAAAGAAGUUGGAACCGAACGUACCUACAAGGAUUGUAUCAAUCAUUACUAUGCUACCAAAUGGGGCAGAGAAUACAAGGGUAAACUCCGCAAAGCUCGGGCUCCCAGGAAGCGUGGUGGAGCCGUUGGUCGUGGUCGUGGAGCUAUCGCCAACAUGGACCGACCCGAAGGACCAGGAGAGGACGGUUUGCCCUUACCAGUCACUGAGACUGGGCGGCCUCGACGCCAUGCGGCUCCCAAAUUUGGCCCAACCGAAACUGAGUUCGACCCGAUCACAGGAAUGCCCAUACCAGGCCGAGCACGCAGGCAAACUGACGCCGACGACACGCAAGAAAAGGCCAUGCGGCGUGGAAAACCGGCGAAGGACAAGGUUGGCCGGAAGGCGAAGAAUACGCCACUCGCGGCCGUUCCUAUAGGCUCACCUGUCAAGGUCGAUCGUAAAGACAAGAACAUGGGAGUCAAGAUGGAGGACGACCUUGGCAAGCGGCCCAUGAAUGAUAUGCCAAUACCCAUGCCACUUAUCCCUAUGGAGGAUCAGAUGAUGCUGGCAGGAGAUUUGCAGCAGCUUUCUGGCCUGCCUGGCAGUCUUAUGGAUCGACCGAAGACACAGGCUGGUGCCAGACCUGGCCCAUCUAGCUACUGGUCCGUCUCCGAGUUACAAGACUUCGAUAAGAAUGUUGCACACUUUGGCACGGACUGGAUUGCAAUUGCAAACCAUAUGGGCACCAAGACGCACACUAUGAUCAAGAACCAGUAUCUGCGUCUUGUCGAAAGUGGCAAACUAGACUUGGAGCAGACAGCAAAAGAGGCAGAUGCUCGAAGGGAACGAGGUGAUGAUCUAGGUCCACCGCCAACACCGACUCCAGCACCCAAGAGACGAUACGAGAGCACACAAGCGGGACCUAUCCGCCCCAUCGCACCUACGCCUGAACAUGGGUCUCCGCCUCCGAACCCGCUUGUGCACCCAAAAUUAUCUCCUCCGCAUUCAACUCCUUCUUCGAGAUUCUCCACUAUCGCCCAAGCACCUGUGCAGAGCAAGCCCAUGGUGCCUCCGCCCGGAUAUUCUGCCCUACCAGAGACUAGCCUGGCGUCUGUACCCUCGAUACCACCACAGCAGUCGCCGCCCGCUCCCCCUCAGCGUGCACCGCCGCAGCAUCAUCACCAACACUCCAUGUCGCAGCAUAAGUCGCAGCCGCAAGGGCCACGAGCUGGAUACUUUUCCGAAGACCUAGCUCCACGUUUCGAGUCCCGGCCACCUUCACAACCUGCCGGCAACCAACAGGCACACCGGCCAUUGCAACAACAUGCGCCUCCACAGCCUCGCGUUCAAGAGCAACACCACUCGCCUCUCUAUCGUGGACUUCACUUUCAGGAGCGAGACGUUGCGGGUAGACCUGAAGUUCAGCAGGAGCAGGAGGCUCAGCGCCGGUUUCAUGAACACACACGUCGCAUCUCACAGGAGAUGUCACAGCAUAGACCUUUUGCUCCCGGUGGUGCACCGCCGAUCAUGCCGCCAUUAGCCUUCCCCCAGCUCAACCCCAAGCGAUGCUUCACACUCAAUUACAGCAUCCUCAGCGCGGCCCACCACCUAUGCAAAACACACCUCCGCCUGCAGUAA